Caenorhabditis bovis is the source of this 1254-nucleotide messenger RNA. Lineage: Eukaryota; Metazoa; Nematoda; Chromadorea; Rhabditida; Rhabditidae. The record is from the annotation of a GenBank genome assembly.
AUGGAGUACCCAUAUGGGGCAGGUACUGUUAAGAUCAUACCUGCCUCUGCUCUUCGCGAUGUCUCACUCUACCAGCAGCACAAUCAAUAUUCCUACGAAUAUGGCCAGGAACCACUGGGGCACCCGAUAAACGGUGCCUACUACAUGGGUGGCGUCUACAAUCCCGCCUACCUCCAUGAGCCGUAUGGACACAAUGCUUAUAUAGCUUGCUUCUUUGUUUUAACCAUCAAGCAAAUAUUUGCAGAUCCAACCUACGGCGACACUGGACAGCAACAAUACCCUUACUAUGGAUACAAUUAUUCCCCCUAUUCCUAUCAAUCUGCAUAUCCCGGGGCCUAUGGCCCCUAUCCCGGCGCUUCUGGCGCCUAUCGACCCUAUCCCCAACCACAGCCCUCACCUCCUAGAAGGUCCCGAACAGCACCUUCACGACCGCGAUCAACUACCAAUAUGGGCACAUUAGGAGCUGAGAGUCGAAGGGGCGCUCGGGGCAUCUCGGCGGACCCAUUCGAUCGGCGACAGUACAAAGUUUACACAGGGGGCGCCACGGUCGUCGGUGCGCCGAAAAAACCACCACCAAUGUAUCGAAAGCGACGCGAACCGGUUGUAGGAAGAUACCAGGAAACGGAGUUUGGCGGCACAGAGUUCACACCCUACCAGCGGCAGUACUACGGGGCAGCGACUGCCGGCGAGACACAGACACAUCAAAACUUAACGCUACGAAGAAUGAGACCUUUCUAUGCACCAUCUUACACCACAUACCCACCAUCCAUAAUGCACCCAAAGCACUCCCAAAAUGGCAGAAGGUAUCCAACAUAUGCAAGAAUGGCCUUAAAGGCAGCCCAGUUGAUUCUUGGCGCUGCGAUUAUCGGUCUCGUACUAGGACCCAUGAAGGGGAACUCAUUCCAUGAUUUUGUGAUUAGGACCAACACGGAAUGGCAGGGGUUAGUGCUCGGCAUCGCCAUCAUUUUCUCGAUUUUCGCCGGUAUUCUGCUGCUCACCUCGUAUCUUGCGAACGACGUGCACGUUUGGCGUAAAGUGGACGGACUAAUAACUGCGGCUGGCUGCUUCUUUUGGCUUCUUGCCGCAUUCGUCGAAUCUUACUUUGCCGCGUGUUAUCCACCCAACGGGCCACGCAUCAAUCUUGUGUGCCAUCGUGCUGAAUGGAUUAUUGCUUGUAUACUUGCGUUUAUCAACUGCGUCGUCUACGUCGCAGACUUCGCAAUGUCCUGGAUGGCCGGAGUAUCAAUGCUCUAA